This is a messenger RNA of Suillus plorans, 1272 nucleotides long. RefSeq names its product Alpha/Beta hydrolase protein. The transcript has 5 exons. The coding region runs from base 325 to 1068 and encodes 247 amino acids. The record is from RefSeq and is a predicted model, not a curated record. NCBI's taxonomy places the organism in Eukaryota, Fungi, Basidiomycota, Agaricomycetes, Boletales, Suillaceae.
GCUACCCACUCUCGUGUUUCGCAAGCAUUUGUAUGAUCCAUGGCGCGUCUACGUCCCCCAGUUUUUAUCUGCAACCAUUAUACGCUUACUAUUGAUCAUCCCCGAAUAAGCAAAUUCGCGAGCUGCAGCUGAUGGGGCCGGGUUUGCUGUCGCUUCUCCUGUCAACGCAUGUCAAAUUGUGGCAGCCUGAACCUCUUCAGCGUAUUAAUCCCUUUCCUGUCAAAUAAUCUCCCUCAGACUUUUCAUCCAAGAAGUCCCUUUCCUAAUCCGAACCUCUUCAACCAACCAAGUCCUUGAACACAUCUAAGCUAUCUGAGUGUGCUCAUGUCCCAUUCAGCGUCCCAGUGGGGUUCUCCUGCCGCUUCCAGGCGGGCUCUUCUCAUUCAUGGCAUGACUAUGUGCUCGAAUUCGUGGGAGGGUAUCGCUCAACUGCUGGUAGCAGAAGGUUUCUUCGUUAUAGCACCGAACCUCCUUGGGCAUGGAGGGAGACGGUGCACCGAUUAUCGGAUAUCUGACUUUGCAGAAGACCUCCGACCAUAUUUCGCCAUGGACACGUCCUACGACGUGAUCAUUAGUCAUUCUUUUGGAUGCCAAGUGAACUUGUCGCUCUUGCCGUUCUUGCCCAAAACGAAAGAAACCACAGUCAUACUCGUUGAUCCUCCCCUCGAGCUUACAGAAGUGCAGGUCAAAAUGAAUCAGAAUCUGUUUUUAGAGUUGACGACGAACGUCAAAACUGCGGAAGAGUACAUGGCUGAGAACCCUGCUUGGUCACGACGUGACUGUGUGUUAACAGCGUUGGGAAUAGCGAUGGUUGAUCCCAACACUGUCGAGGUUUUUCGGCGAAACACAUCAUGGUCUUCCAUUGCACUCAAAAACGUACCACCUCACGUCAAGAUCACCAUUCUGGUAUCAGAUCCGAAGCUCAGCGCGAAUUGUCUCUUGGAGCACAUCCCCCGUGACAUCGAGAGAUUGAAUGUUAAACUCCUUCCUGGCAUCGGUCACUGGAUUCAAUACGAGUGUCUGGAUGCCAUUAUGGAUACAAUUCCCCUACCAAGAACAAAAUUGUAAGCUGUGUAGAGAAGGGAUGGUGUUCUGCAGUGUUAUUUUUGUUUAUGACGAUCGCAUUCGAUCAUGUAUUUAUUUCUCAAAACCCCUUGUUGUUCCUGAUACCCUGAGGCAUGUCCCCAUCUAACUUUCUUUAACUAGUAUGCAUAGUAGGCCUUGGUUCGACCCACUGCGCGCGAGCAACUGAUCUGAAUGCCGACUCAAGAG